Neltuma alba is the source of this 1181-nucleotide messenger RNA. Its product is annotated as heterodimeric geranylgeranyl pyrophosphate synthase small subunit, chloroplastic-like. Gene Ontology annotation, molecular function: prenyltransferase activity. The transcript has a single exon. Lineage: Eukaryota; Viridiplantae; Streptophyta; Magnoliopsida; Fabales; Fabaceae. Bases 221 to 1111 code for a protein of 296 amino acids. The record is from RefSeq and is a predicted model, not a curated record.
AAUUGACUCGUGUAACCCAUGCAUUCGCAUCCCAGGUUUAAAUAAGUUAUCCAGCCAACGCAGCACAUCGAUGGCGAGCUACAGACAAGCUUAAAUAACGUUAGAAAAACAAGCCCUUCUCUAUUAUGCUCCUGAGGUCCCCAGUCUUUCUCAUUCCUCAUUCCCUGACUUCUUCCUCCUCAUCUUUAUACUUCUUUCUCCUUCUCACAGAGUUACCUCCAUGUUCGGAGCCCUUAUCCAACCCUACGGAAACUCCACGGUUAAAUUAUCAUGCAGAUCAGAUAUCCGCCGUUCCCCCUUGCCGUCGAAGCUCUCCACGGCGGCGCAAACCACGCCUGCCCGCUCUUCUUCCUGGGCUUCUCUGCAGGCAGACAUUGAAGCCCAUCUCAAGCAGGCUAUUCCCAUGAAGGAACCUCUGGUGGUAUUUGAGCCCAUGCACCAUUUGGCCUUCACCGCCCCACGAACCACCGCGCCGGCGCUCUGUGUGGUAGCUUGCGAGCUCGUCGGCGGCCAGCAGGACCGGGCCUUGCCCGCAGCUUCAGCUCUGCUACUCAUGCAAGCAGUCGCCUACACUCACGAGCACCUCCCAUUAACAGAUAGGCCUCGGCCCAAGCCUAGGGGCCACCAUGUGUACGAUCCAAACAUAGAGCUUCUUAGCGGAGAUGGAAUGUUACCGUUCGCGUUUGAACUCUUGGCGACAUCCAACGUCCCGACCCGAGAAGAUUCAGAUCGGAUCCUACGGGUGAUGGUGGAAAUCUCACGUGCGGUGGGAUCGGAGGGCUUGGUGGAGGGACAAUACCUUAAAUUCAUGAGGACUCAACUAGAUGCUGAAGGGAAUAUAAAGGCAGAGGCAGAGAAGAGCGAAGGUAGGAUGCACGCCUGCGGAGCUGCGUGUGGAGCAGUGUUGGGAGGUGGAGGUGAGGAGGAAAUAGAGAAACUGAGGAAUUAUGGGCUUUAUGUGGGGAUAAUACAAGGGUUGUUGCAAGGUGUUGAAAAGGUAAAUGAAGGGUUAAAGAAAGAAUUGGAAGGGAUAAGGAAUUUGGCACUCGAGGAGCUAGAAUUCUUUGAGGGCAGAGACAUUGAGGCAAUUUCUACUUUCAUUGAUGUUUGAAAAAUGUUGUCCGCAGGAGCUCUGUAACGUAAUAGAAUAUAAAAUAUAUACAGCGGUUAGUACCUACUUU